Molecule: messenger RNA, 7236 nt
Organism: Psylliodes chrysocephalus
Lineage: Eukaryota; Metazoa; Arthropoda; Insecta; Coleoptera; Chrysomelidae
Source: the annotation of a GenBank genome assembly
CGUAAUAUCCUGUUUUUCGUAUAGAAAGUGAUAGUUGGUGGAUAGUGGAUAGAUGAAAAUUGUUCAGGGGGAAUUUAGUAUGAUUUGUGCCUAGAUACAUUUGGAUUGGUAGAUUUUCUGACUAACGAAAAACCUUUAGGGAGUCAUCAGAUCCGGAUUGGUUUACCUGUACGUCGGAUCUCAAAGUGAACAAAACAAAAACAAACAAACAAAUCGCACUCGUUUACAGAAAAUGGAAGACAACGAUCAAAUUGUGAUUACUGGAAUAGCCGGAAAGUUUCCUCAAUGUGACAAUAUCGAAGAGUUUAAGGAGGCUUUGCUGAAUGGUGUGGAUUUAGUUCAAGAAUGUUCCAGGAGAUUUCCAGCAGGUAUUUAUGGCGUCCCCAAAAGAUCGGCAACCCUACCAGUCAUCGACAAAUUCGAUUCUACUUACUUCGGAAUCCACGCUAAGCAAGCCAACUAUAUGGAUCCCAGACAAAGAUUACUUUUAGAAGCAGUUUUCGAAGCCAUCAUAGAUGCUGGAUAUAAUCCAAAGGACCUUAGAGGGUCCAAAACAGGAGUCUAUGUGGGAAUAUCAGCAUUCGGUAACGUCCAUGCUUAUCAAACACUAGAAGAUACAGAUGGAUAUACGAAUAUCGGCUUAUCUCUAGCCCUUGCAGCCAACAGAAUAUCCUAUUGUUUCGAUUUCAAAGGACCGAGCUACUCCAUAGAUACGGCUUGUUCCAGUAGUAUGUUCGCUUUUGUGAACGCCAUCAAUGACAUGAAUGCAGGCAGAAUUGACAGCGCAAUGGUGUGCGGUACACAUCUCAUUACCCAUUACCACGAAACUCUGGAAUUCAAUCGACUUAAUAUGCUGUCUCCCGAUGGCAAAUGCAAAGUAUUUUCCACUGAAAGAAAUGGAUAUGCGCGUGCAGAAGCCGCAAUCGCGUAUUUUCUGCAAAGGAAGGGCAACAGUCGAAGAAUUUACGCAACCGUUCUUGGUGCCGCCUCCAACACGGAUGGGUUUAAGAAGGAGGGCAUUACUUUUCCAUCAGCUGAAGAUCAGUAUGAUUUGAUGUACAAUCUGUGUAAGAAAGUGAACGUUAAUCCUCAUGACGUUACUUAUAUGGAAGCCCACGGGACUGGUACUACUAUUGGAGACAUACAAGAAACUCAAGCCAUUACUAAUGUAUUUUGCAAAAACAGAAAAACGCCUCUUCUGGUUGGCGCCGUCAAAUCAAACAUGGGACACGCUGAAGUGUCUUCUGGAUUGUGUUCCAUGACGAAAGUGUUAGUAGCUAUGGAAUCUGGGAUCAUUCCGGCUAAUUUGCAUUUAGAAAAGUUAGAUAAAACGCUACCUGGGUUAUGUGAUGAUAAAAUCAAAAUAGUCACCGAAAAUACCAAAUGGUCUGAUGGGGUCAUGGGCGUGAACUCGUUCGGCUUUGGAGGCGCCAACGCUCACGUCAUUUUGAAACCGCACACCAAAGAAAAAACGAGCAACUAUCGAAGACCAAAACACCGGCUGGUAAAUGUUUCCGGUAGAACGGAAGAGGCUGUCAUUCACUUUCUUGACGAAGUAUCCGCUAACCAAGACGAUCCAGAUUUCUUAGCGUUGGUGGACGAAAUACACAAGUCGAACGUCAAAGGUCACAUGUAUAGGGGCUACGCAGUCUUAGGAGAACGACCAGCAAAAGAAGUAGAGAGAUACGUCGGCAGAAGACCGAUUUGGUUCGUAUACAGCGGGAUGGGUUCCCAAUGGACCAAAAUGGGCAAGGAUUUGUUGAACAUCGAAGUGUUCAGGAAGACGAUCGAUCGUUGUGCCACCGCUUUGAAACCCUAUAACAUCGAUUUGGUUAAAAUAAUUUGCAGCGAGGAUCCAAAAAUUUUCGACGACAUUAAUAAUUGCUUUGUUGCCAUCAGUUGCGUGGAGAUCGCUUUGACUGAUGUGCUUCAUUCGUUAGGAAUCGUUCCGGAUGCCAUAGUCGGACAUUCUUUAGGAGAAGUUGGUUGCGCAUAUGCUGAUGGAAGCAUCACAGUCGAACAAGCUGCGCUAUUAGGAUAUGCAAGAGGCUACGCGUCAACAAAUACGAAAUUAGAACCAGGCCAAAUGGCAGCCAUAGGUAUGUCGAAGGAAGAAGUCAGAAAGUUACUCCCCGAAGAUGUGUUCAUAGCUUGCCAGAAUUCGUCGACUAGCGUUACGAUAUCUGGCCCGAAAGCCAAAACGCAAGCUUUCGUCGAAGAACUAUCAUCUAAAGGCAUUUUUGCGCGAUUAGUCAAAUCCGCCGACAUCGCUUUCCAUACGAAAUACAUAGCCGAGGCCGGCAAACUCUUGCUGGAGUUUUGCAAAGAGGUUUUAAAGGACCCCAAACCGAGAACGAAUAAAUGGAUAUCCACUUCGGUUCAACCGUCCGACCAGCAUCACAAAUGGGCGCAGUACAACUGCGCCGAGUACCAUAACAACAAUUUUUGCAAUCCAGUACUGUUCGAUCAAGUUUACCAAUAUAUACCUGAUGAUGCUAUCGUUAUCGAAGUUGCUCCACACGGUUUGCUCCAGGCCAUUUUGAAGAGGGAGCUGAAGAAAGACCACACUCAUAUUAUGAUAACGAAUAGAAUGAGCGAGGAUAAUGAACACUUUUUCUUAUCGGCUAUUGGAAAAAUAUACUUAGCUGGCGGUCGACCAAAUUUGAGGAACCUCUACAAUGAAGUGACUUUCCCGGUGGCACGCGGCACGAAAAUGCUGUCGCCCUUAGUGAAAUGGGAUCACAGCGUCACUUGGUUCACGCCGUCGUUCGAAAAAGAAGAUUCGUUCGGAAAGAAAAUAUCUAUUAGCUUGUCGGACGAGAAAUAUUCUUUUCUGCAGGGUCACGAAAUCGAUGGAAGAGUUUUGAUGCCGGCCACAGGAUACUUGCACUUAGUUUGGCAAAUGGUAGCGUCCAUGAAUUUAAAAAAUAUCGAAGAAUUACCGGUAGUAUUCGAGAACGUUAAAUUUAAACGCGCAACAGUCCUUUCGUUCACUGACAGCGUCACAUUCCUCAUAAACGUAAUGAAGCAAUCGGGAAAUUUUGAAAUAUUCGAAAGCGGAUCUGUCGUAUGCUCAGGAAUCAUCCGUUUGGCAACAGACGUAUCUUCAGAAUUCACUCUAAAAGACGUCGUAGAAUCCACCAAAAAUGGAUAUCCCAUAAUGAAACGAGAUGAUGUCUACAAAGAAUGUAAUUUGAGAAGGUACAUGUACAAGGAUUUGUUCGAAGGUAUUGUAGAGUGCGAUAUACAUGGUAUGAAUGGACAGGUCGAAUGGAAAGACAAUUUUGCCAGUUUUCUAGACACUAUGUUGCACGUGACCGUCGUUGCAGACACCUGCAGAGAUUUAAUGCUACCAACGUCCAUUCUGAAGCUCGUUAUAGAUCCAGUUGGACAUAUGAAUUUGGUACAAAAACGAUCAGUCAUUGGAGUUUCUUUCAAUCACGACUUAAACAUCAUCAAAUCUGGAGGAAUAGAAAUCGUAGGAAUCGAAUCUUCGAGAGCACCACGCAGACAGAACGUCCAACCUCCACCGUUUUUGGAAACCAACGAUUUCGUUUACUACGAAACGUCUAUAAAAAACCAAUACGAUUUUGACACUUCUUUAAGGAUAGCAUCGCAAAUAGUUCUGCAAAAUAGCAACGGGAUGACGAAGGAAUUAAAGAUUUUAGAAGUUACUACAAACAAAAUUAACGAAAAAGUAAAUCAGCAACUGAAAACGAUCUUCGACAGUCAACCGUUUGUCGAAGUAGAAUAUACAUCGAAAAAAUCAGAAGAUAUUAAAUCCAAAUAUGAUACGAUUGUUGUUGUCGAAGAGGUUUUACCUACUGUUGACUUAACUGUCUUAUUAGAACAUUUAACUGAUAGCGGGUUUUUGCUGUAUAAAGGAAACUAUAAUAAGAUAGCAGAUAGUUCUUUACAGAUUAUUUUCCAAUCGGUCGCAGAUGAAAACAGCAUUUACUUGUUACGUCCCAAAUACGAAUUUCCCAACAAUUACGAUGUCGUUAACAUUAGAAACACGGAUUUCGAUUGGUUGGAAAAGAUCAAAAACCUCGCCAAAAGCGACGAAUCCAAAGUCAUCUAUCUCUUCACACAAGACGAAGACACCACUGGGAUCGUUGGACUAGUGAAAUGUUUAUUAACAGAACCGUACAAAUUGAAAUUCAGAAUGAUCUUCAUCGAUCAAGCCACGGAUAGAUUUUCUACUGACGAUGAAUUUUAUCGCGACCAGUUGAAAAAGAAUCUUACGUUUAAUGUGUUGAAGAAAAACAACUGGGGUACUUACGUUUUUCUUCCAUUGAAGAAACUUGAAAAGAAGGAUGUUGGAAAUGGUACCAUAACCGUAACUACGAUUGGAGAUUUAUCUAGUAUUGACUGGAUUGAGAGGCCUUUCGAAGGCGUAAAGGUAAACGAAAAAGCUGAACUCGUCUACGUAUACUACUCGGCUUUGAAUUUCAAAGAUGUUCUAUUAGCAACAGGAAAAAUUCUAUUACCAGCUCCUCCUGUACCUGCCGGAUUAGACAUAAGUAUCGGGCUAGAAUACUCUGGCGUAACAACGAAAGGAAAAAGAUUAAUGGGACUUGUAGCUAGCGAAGCGAUUGCUCUGCAAGUGAAUACCGAUCCAGGUUUCACUUGGGAAGUACCGAAUAGUUGGAGUUUGAAGGACGCUACUACGAUACCUUGCGUCUAUGCUACCUGCUACUAUGGAAUGAUCAUUAGAGGCCAGCUGCAACCAGGAGAAUCUAUUCUGAUUCACGCAGGAACUGGUGGAAUAGGCAUAUCAGCGAUAAAUAUUGCCCUUUCCAUGGGUUGCCAAGUAUACACAACGGUUGGUUCUAAAGAAAAAAGGGAAUAUCUGAAAAGAAUGUUUCCACAAUUAGAUGACAAACACAUUGGAAAUUCAAGGAAUACAACCUUCGAAACAAUGAUAAAAACAAACACUAAAGGAAAAGGGGUGGACGUAGUACUCAAUUCUUUAGCAGAUGAAUUGUUCCAAGCGUCGAUGAGAUGUCUCGCGGAACGGGGAAGAUUUUUGGAAAUAGGAAAAGUUGAUUUGACGAACUCGUCUCCGAUACCAAGCAAAAUGUUCCUUAGAAACAUCAGUUUCCAUGGGAUACAUCUAGACGGAUUGUUUUUCUUAGACGCAGAUGUUAAGAAGGAAAUACAAUAUUUGGUGGCCGAAGGAAUUACGAUGGGCGUAGUGAAACCGCUGCCCAGUAUGGUAUACGACGAAACUCAAGUAGAAUCCGCCUUCCGAUUCUUAGCAUCCGGUAAACAUAAAGGAAAAGUACUGAUCGAAAUGAGAAAAGAAGAUUUGGUUCCCACUAACGCCCCGAUAAGAAGCAUAUCGGCUAUACCGAGAGUCUAUUUCGAUCCCAAAAAAUCGUACGUCCUCAUCGGAGGACUAGGAGGAUUCGGACUCGAAUUGACGGAUUGGCUUAUUCGAAAAGGUGCUACCAACAUCGUGCUGAAUUCCAGGAAGGGUCUUUCUAACGGUUACCAAUCUUACUGCUUGCGGAAAUGGUCUCAAUGGAAGGGAGUUGUCGUCAAAAUUAACACCAACGAUACCAGUACUGUCAAAGGAGCCGAAGCGUUAAUUAAAGUGGCUAACGAAUUGGGACCCGUAGGAGGUAUAUUCAAUAUGGGAUUAGUACUUAAGGACGCUCUUAUAGUCAACCAAACAAAAGAAAAUUUCGAUAGCGUCUUCAAACCGAAAAUAAUUUCCGGUAAAAAUAUGGAUACGGUCAGUCGGACCUUGUGCAAAGAUUUGGACCAUUUCGUAGUAUUUUCGUCAAUAGCUUGUGGAAGGGGAAACACGGGUCAAACGAAUUACGGUAUGGCCAAUUCGGCGUUAGAAAGACUGUGCGAAAAACGAAAAAUGAACCAACUUCCCGGAUUGGCCGUUCAAUGGGGUCCAGUUGGAGAAGUGGGAGCUUUGGCUAAACUAGGAAUUGAAGAUAAGGUAUUUAAAAAUCUUCAACCACAAAAAAUUGCGUCCUGUCUGAAUGCCUUGGAAAAGUUUAUGUUACAACCUUUGGUAAUUGGAUCUAGUAUAGUACUUGUAGAUACCACUGAUACCGGUAGUCAACAGACGACUCGAACCCCGGUCGAAGCAGUGGCACAUAUUUUAGGAAUACAUAAUUUGGGUUUAGUUGAUAAAACAAUGACGCUAUCCCAACUCGGACUGGAUUCACUGAUGGGAACCGAAAUUAAGCAAACCCUAUACAGAAAUUUCCAACUAGAAUUAACACCAGAAGAAAUCAGAGAUUUAACCCUAAAUGCGUUAAUAUCCCUAGGAGGAUCCGAUACCGAAUCGAUACCAACCACCAACGGAGUCUCGAAAGAAAUCCAGUCCGUUACACCGGAGUUGGCCAGUUACCUGAUACCGGCAGAAAUCGUGAUUAAAAUGAACAGUAUAAAUAACCACAGUAAGAAUAUCUUCUUGCUUCAUCCCAUCGAAGGGAACGUCGACAUCUUGAAGUCGAUAGCAAAGAAAAUUAAAGCGACCGUGUACGGUUUGCAAUGCACCAGCGAGACCAAAGCGGACAAAAUGGACGAUUUAGCCAAAUAUUACGUAAAAAAAGUGAAACAAAUCCAACCGAAGGGUCCGUAUUAUUUCUGCGGAUACUCUUACGGAGGAUCUUUGGGAAUCGAAAUGAGUUUGCAGCUAGAGAAGAUCGGCGAAAAAGUCGAUUUUGUUACUAUAGAUAGUUCGCCAAUAUUUGUUCAAAAUUUAUUGAGGAAUACUCACAUGAGAUUGGAUCAGAACAUGGAGAAGGCGCAAGCGGCAAUUUUGGAAACGUUUUCUUCGUCAUUUCCGCAAGUUAAUCAUUUGGAGGUAUCCAAAGCGUUGGGUAAUUUCAAAGAUUGGAAGCAACAGCUGGCAAACGUCAGUGAAAUUAUUUCAAAAUCCGUUGGUAUAGACAGGACUAAAAUUUCCGAUGCAGCUGACAGCUUUUUCCGAAGAGUUCACGCCAGUUAUUACUACCAACCUGCGACUACAUUCGGAGGCAGAAUUUUGCUAAUCAGAAGGGACGAGAAUCCGUUCUUCUUGUCUGAUAACUACGAAUUACAAAAGCUUUGCAAGCAACCCGUUGGAGUCGUCAAACUGAAAGGAGACCACACGACAAUAUUAUUAGGGGACAAUACACAGAGAGUAGCCGAUAUUAUAAACAAGUUUUUUGAAGUGUAGAUUUUAAUUUUUAAGCGAAAUAAAUGAUUUUUAUGAAAACAUGUUUA